Molecule: messenger RNA, 591 nt
Organism: Penicillium longicatenatum
Lineage: Eukaryota; Fungi; Ascomycota; Eurotiomycetes; Eurotiales; Aspergillaceae
Exons: 2
Coding region: 1-591 (196 amino acids)
Source: RefSeq, a predicted model, not a curated record
AUGAGCACUCUUAACAACGUUGCCUCCGUCGCCAACGAGAAGCAGGGCAGCUUCAAGCCUUCCAUCGCCCCCGAAGGUCCUAUGACUGACAAGGGCCACAAACCUGGUGUCAAAGUUAACGAGGCCGACCACCGUCCCGAACACCACCUCCAAGCCUUCCCUCCUGGCACAGCUCCCGCUAGCAACUCAUAUACCUCCAAUGUCAACGAUGUCGGUAGCCAGACGAACAACCCCGACAUGCCUUCCAGUCAGCGCACCUCUGCUGGCGACACUUUAGUGGGUGCCACCUCGCAAGACGUACACAGUGGCCUCGGUAAACCUCUACAAGGCCAGACUAAUGUUGAGCUGGCCCACGAUGGCGCACAUGGUCGCAAAAAGCAGCCUUCCGGCGUAGAGGGUGUGGGUGCCACUGCUAAGAACCAUGGCAUCGAGCGCCAAUUCCCCGACCAGCGCGGCAUUGAGAGAGAAGAGGCUCAAAGUGGUACUCGUGGCAAUAAGGCCGAUCGCGCCGCGGAAAAUAUGCUUCCUGAGGGUGCUGAGACUCUCGAUGCGGAGUGGAAGUAUGAGCCUACCACAAAGCGCAACAAAUAA